This is a messenger RNA of Mandrillus leucophaeus (drill), 1134 nucleotides long. RefSeq names its product claudin 10 (gene CLDN10). Gene Ontology annotation, cellular component: plasma membrane; bicellular tight junction. NCBI's taxonomy places the organism in Eukaryota, Metazoa, Chordata, Mammalia, Primates, Cercopithecidae. The record is from RefSeq and is a predicted model, not a curated record. Gene Ontology annotation, biological process: cell adhesion; bicellular tight junction assembly. Gene Ontology annotation, molecular function: structural molecule activity. The transcript has 5 exons. The coding region runs from base 236 to 916 and encodes 226 amino acids.
AAUAAAUAUCCGUGUAGAAAAUCAGAACGACUCUUUCGGGCCAUCUUUAAAAUGUCAUUGGUAAACCAUACUUGAUCCUAAAUUCCUGUACUUCCUCAGGCCAUCCGAGCAUGAAACGCUGUCACCUACCCACAUCCGCUGGCUGUGACGCUUGUCAAAGUGUUCUCUAUCGGCUGCAUGCCUAGACCACCAAAGCGUUCUGUCCGGACAGUGUCACUGGCGAAGGCGGCGCGACAUGUCCAGGGCGCAGAUCUGGGCUCUGGUGUCUGGUGUCGGAGGGUUUGGAGCUCUCGUUGCUGCUACCACGUCCAAUGAGUGGAAAGUGACCACGCGAGCCUCCUCGGUGAUAACAGCCACUUGGGUUUACCAGGGUCUAUGGAUGAACUGCGCAGGUAACGCGUUGGGUUCUUUCCAUUGCCGACCGCAUUUUACUAUCUUCAAAGUAGCAGGUUAUAUCCAGGCAUGUAGAGGACUUAUGAUCGCUGCUGUCAGCCUGGGCUUCUUUGGUUCCAUAUUUGCACUCUUUGGCAUGAAGUGUACCAAAGUCGGAGGCUCCGAUAAAGCCAAAGCUAAAAUUGCUUGUUUGGCUGGGAUUGUCUUCAUACUGUCAGGGCUGUGCUCCAUGACCGGCUGUUCCCUAUAUGCAAACAAAAUCACGACGGAAUUCUUUGAUCCUCUCUUUGUUGAGCAAAAGUAUGAAUUAGGAGCCGCUCUGUUUAUUGGAUGGGCAGGAGCCUCACUGUGCAUAAUUGGUGGUGUCAUAUUUUGCUUUUCGAUAUCUGACAACAACAAAACACCCAGAUACGCAUACAACGGGGCCACAUCUGUCAUGUCUUCUCGGACAAAGUAUCAUGGUGGAGAAGAUUUUAAAACAACAAACCCUUCAAAACAGUUUGAUAAAAAUGCUUAUGUCUAAAAGAGCUCACUGGCAAGCUGCAUCUUGAGUUUGUUAUAAAAGCGAACUGUUCACAAAAUGAUCCCAAGGCCCUCCCAUAAUUAACACUCAAAACUAUUUUUAAAAUAUGCAUUUGAAGCAUUUGUUGAUUGCAAUGGAUGUAAGUGUUCUUACACAGUUAUAUACUAAUCAUUUUCUGUUGUGGCUUUCUAUAAAAAAUAAACAGGUUAUUUACAGGA